Molecule: messenger RNA, 2222 nt
Organism: Amorphotheca resinae ATCC 22711
Lineage: Eukaryota; Fungi; Ascomycota; Leotiomycetes; Helotiales; Amorphothecaceae
Exons: 3
Coding region: 1-2079 (692 amino acids)
Biological process (GO): regulation of DNA-templated transcription; DNA-templated transcription
Molecular function (GO): DNA-binding transcription factor activity, RNA polymerase II-specific; zinc ion binding; DNA binding
Source: RefSeq, a predicted model, not a curated record
AUGCCCGAUCCUAAUCAGAGCAAUGGAAUCGAGAAGAAGACAAUUCGUGCUGCGUGCGUCAACUGCCACGACCGAAAGGUCAAAUGUGACGCUCAUAAGAGAGGGUUUCCCUGCUCCAAUUGUAUAGUCUUCAAACGGCAAAACUGUCGUAAACAUGAAAAGAAGAAGCGCUCUUUCGUCCGCCCAUCCAAUGGUUUUGUUCCAAUUCGCCGGCGAUCGCCAGAUCAUACUGCUUCAGUCCAAGCUGCUUCCUCAGACGGAAGUCGUCCGGGCCCUCCUGUAUUCCCAGGGAUAAGGACCAAUGAUAGGCCACUUACAACCGAGUAUGAGUCUCUUGCUCAUCAAAAUUUGGUUGAAUUCAUGGAUCAAAAUGAUAUUCGACGACAUUCCAUUCAAAGAGGAGUCAGAAUUACUUAUGUAGGGAAGGACGUCUCGAACAUCAACUUCCUUGUCCGUCAACGAGAUGGUGGUGAUGAGACUAUUCACCAUGUCCCUACUGAUGAGAUUGCACGGCAGUUCAUCCAUCAUGAACCAGAGAGAAUGCCUAGGGAAGCAUUUAUGCUUCCAGAGCAAUCCCUCGCUGAUGAGUUGGUAGAAGCCUACUUUAAACAUGUGAACCCUGGAUGCCCAAUUGUGGACGAGGAAGUAUUUAUGGCACAGUAUCGAAGUCAAAAUCCGUCUGAUCCCCCUUCGCUUCUAGUCCUGCAAGCCAUUCUUCUUGUCGGAGCACACGUGUCUUGUGAGCGGCCCGAUCGAGAUAAGCUUAAAGCUGCAUUCUUCCGGAGGGCGAAGAUGCUUUUCGAUGCACGACUGGAGAAGAACCGGGAUAUUGUUGUGCAGGCCGCGCUCUUGCUAACUUGGCAUUCUGAUGGUAUUGAAGAUAUUGGGGCCAACGCAUGGUUCUGGGUUGGGAUUGCAGCAAGGACUGCUACUGGGCUGGGAAUGCACCGAGAUGGGGGAUCUAGUAAGUUGGUAUACCGUGAUAUGCGCACAUGGCGGAGGAUCUGGUGGAUAUUGGUUCAAUUUGACGUGACGGUCUCCCUUUCUUAUGGACGUCCCCAAGCUAUAAACCUAGAUGAAUGCGACGUCCAAGCUCUGAAAGCAUCAGAUUUUGAAGGCUGCGGGCCCAAUGUUCAGAUCGACUAUGUCAUCAAGCGAACUGAGCUCUGCAUCCUUAUUUCUAAGGUCCUACGAGAACGCUUUGGUCUUCGAGUGAGCCAAGAAGAUCGCAUGGCAGCCCUCAUGAAUGCCGACGAGUCACUAGCAAAUUGGUGCCUCACGCUGCCACAGCCCCUCCAAAUGGCCUCGUCAGAAAUGACAUUAUGGUCUGCUUCUUUGCAUUUAACAUACAACAACUUCUUGAUACUUCUCCAUCGGCCACACCCAAAGUCCUAUAGGCAACCGCAAGACUACGGCCCAAAUGAUUCUGAUAUCUGCAGUGUGUCAGCCAUCACAAUCGCAAAUAUAUUCGAGGAUUUGCGAACGAAAGACCGUAUCAAAUAUCUCUGGAUAUCAGACAUCAACGCCCUGUUUACGGCUAUGCUUCAAGUUAGUGUGGAGCUGCGAUUCUCGAAUCCUAUCUUGGCUAUUAACGCCCUUCGCCGCUUCGAUUCAACUCUCCUUUCCUUGCGAGAGCUCGCCGAGUACUGGGUCAAUGCCGACUCAAUCCUUCGCAUCUUCGAAGAGAGUUCUCAUAUCCAACACGGGAUUCGUCUUGGCAAAGAGAUCCGGAAUCCAGAACUGUCACCACACAUGGAGGGCACUAAAGAAACAAACGCCUCCACAGUCGGGGAAGAGCAGGCUUCAGCAAGCUUAGGAGCAGAGCGCAACCAAGAGAAAUCCGACCUCGAUAUCCUCGCCGAAGCAGCACACGCAUCUUCUGACCUAGGUGGAGCGGCGACCCAGGAUACGCAAGGAGACGCGAGUCUCUUACCAGGCUUGUUCCCGUCAAAUGAUUACCUUUCGGAGGACUUUCUCCCUCCAACAGAUAUAUCGUCGCUGGGUAAUGAGUGGCGAGAGAUAUAUUGGCAAGAACCGGGAAUUUCAGAGUCAUUUGGAGAUGGAUUUUGGGGUUGGUGAUGAUCCUCGCGCUGGCCACUAAAAGGAACAUAUUGAUGCCCUAUUAUUAAGUAGGAAUUUCUUCUAGCACAUCAUAGACGUCUGGUUGGAAAUGACAGAGCUGAUUUUUGCUGGGGAAAGGGUUUCUUUGAAACGUGAACAGG